This is a messenger RNA of Pseudozyma flocculosa PF-1, 3054 nucleotides long. RefSeq lists its product as uncharacterized. Gene Ontology annotation, cellular component: SCF ubiquitin ligase complex. Gene Ontology annotation, biological process: SCF-dependent proteasomal ubiquitin-dependent protein catabolic process. Lineage: Eukaryota; Fungi; Basidiomycota; Ustilaginomycetes; Ustilaginales; Ustilaginaceae. The transcript is spliced from 4 exons. The coding region runs from base 1 to 3054 and encodes 1017 amino acids. The record is from RefSeq and is a predicted model, not a curated record.
AUGAGGCGCCCAAACCGCGCAUCAUCAGCACGCCGCCAAAAGCCAGACAAGCCGUCCCAGCGCAUCCAGAGAAUCGAGCUCAACGAGCACGAGGAACAGCGCAUACAGAACCUCUACGCACCCUUGCCCCUCGCAAGAAACCCAAACAUCUCCAUACGCCACCUCGACCUCAACCAACUAAGGCAGCUCGCACGCGCAAACCGACAGCCAUCGCUGCCCCUCCCCACCCUCGCCUCCCUCUGCGCAACCGUCGCAGCACGCACCUUUCCCACCUGGAUCCUGCCCAGCCAAGACACUUUUCAGCGAGCAAAGCACGCCCACCAUCGCCCAUCGGCCGCUGCAACCACGUCCGCUUCCCCUCCCAAGAAGCGCAGGCGCACCACAAGGGAUGCCAACAGACCCUUUGGAGCCACAACCCGCCUCGACCAAGACCACUCCGGAGACUACGUCGAGCCCGACGGCAAAGCCACCGACGGCGCAACACGCACCUCCUCUCGCAGGUCCAAACGCACCCGCAACGAUGCAGGCCCCUCCGCACAGUCUCCGUCCGCAAACACAUGCGGAUCAACAUCCGUACCUUCCGACGCCCCGCUGCUGCUGCCCGACGAGCUCGAGCAGCUCACCCGCCGCAACGCCGCCCUCCUCAAGAUGCUGCCCUCGCAGUCGUCGUUUGCCCUCUUCCAGGCCAUGUGCCUGCACUGCCCCGAGAUGCUCAGCCGCGCAGUCGUCUCCACCUACUUUCUCCCCACCGCGCCCUCAUCCCCCUCGUCGGCCUCGUCGACGCUGCGCGCACCCAGGACCCACGUCCUCAUGCCCGCCUCGCUGCCCCUCUUUGCCUCUGGCGGCGCAUCCGACGCUCCCAUGCUCCUCUCGACCAUGGCGUCCGCCCUCUCCAGCCAUGCCGCCCGCAGCCUCACGAAUGCCGCCGUCUUUGGCCAGGCCGCCUUUUCCCUCACCUCGCUCCAGCUCCACGGCCUCACCGGCCUCAAGGACCCUUCGCUCGUCCGCCUCUUUACUGCGCACCUCGAUGCCACCGACAAGACGCGAGCAGGUGGCAGCGCCACGACAACGGCGGCGAUCUCCGACGCGGGAUCGCGCGGUCCACUCCGGCUCGAGGUCGUGUCGCUCAAGGGCUGUGUGCGCAUCGGCGACGCCGCCGUCGCGGCUCUUUGCGGCGGAUCCGGCUCGACGCUCAAGUACCUCAACCUCGACUGCACCGACAUCACCGCCAAGAGCCUCGAGGCCAUCCUCGUCGGUGCGCCACAGAUCGAGACGCUCAAGCUCGGCGACGUCGAUGGACUGACCGACGACACGGUGCCGCCCGCCGUCGAGCGCGCCUCGGAGACCGCCCUGGCGUGCCGGUCGCCGUUUGUGCCGCUCUCGCGCCUGACGAACCUGCGUCUGCGGCGAACCCAGGUGGGCGACCUGGCGCUCGGCAGCCUGCUCAAACACUGCGCCCGCACGCUGCAGCGCCUCGAUGUGUCUUACUCGCUAAUCGGCUCGGCGGACGGAGAGCUCGACGUGCUUGCGUUCGCGUUGGGCCUCGAUGCCGCGCGCGGCCGAUCGCUGCAUCGGCGGUGCGCGGGAAUGAGAAACGAGCUGACUGGUGGCAGCGUUCUCGAGGACGAUUCGUGGAUCAAAGACUUGCUCGACGGCGGGAGGGGCAGCGCCCAGGCCGUGGACUUUGAUGGCGCGGCAGGCGGUGCGAGCGCAUCGACGACUGCGCCGCCGCAGCGACGUGGACGCGGGCGCAGGCAGCAAGAGCAGCAGCAGCAAAAGCAGAGGCAGCAGCAGCAGCAAGCGGCCGAGGUGGCGGCCCGCGAAGCGCCGCCGAGAUGUGACCUGAUCAAGCUCAAUAUCUCUGGACUGACGCUGACCCCGCUCGGGCUCGGUAGCUUCCUCUUUUCGCUCUGCGCGCCCAGCCGGAUCGACGAGGAGCCUCUCGAUGACGAGAGUGGCGCCGACCAUGCCAGGCAGAGAGGCGAUGGAAACGGCACUGGACACAGGGACGGCGACGGCGACGGCGACGGCGGGCACGAAGGCGAAAGCGGAAAGAGAGGCGCCGCCGGUGCUGCCGGCACACCGUCACCGCCCGUGCCACCGGCGGCAGUAGGGCUGCACACGUUGCUGCUAGCGGAUCUACGACGACCGGAUCCGAGCAGCACUCAGAGCGGGCGACGCGGCGUGCAGUGGGACGACGACGACGUGGUCAACAUCCUGGUGCCGCUGUACCUGCUGGUCAAGCAUCGGCGCGGUCGCGGGUUCAAGUCGGUCUCGCUGGCGGGCACCGAGGUGAUCGCGUCGUUUGUGUGCGCCGUCGCGUUUAUGCCGGCCUGGCUCGACAUUGAACGGCUCCUCGUCCGCGAUGACAUGGGCGACAUGCUCCCCACCGCCUUUAUGGCGUGCCUCGUCGCGUUCUUGGCCGGGUGUUGCGAGCGUCUGAACCUCUCGCGCCUACCACGGCUAGACGGCAAAGUCCUACGUUUCGACACACUAACCUACCUCCCGGCCCUGCAACGAACACUCCAAGCCUCGACGCCAGCCACGCACCGUCGAAUCCCAAUCGAAGUCCCACUCCACGGGACGAGGGCCAGGGCUGGGUCCUCCUCCUCCUUCGACGACGACGACGACGACGGGGAGGGAGCAAUGACGACAGACGCCGGGUGCGGUACAGUCCCGCUUCCCGGCGGGACGCGACGCACCUACCUCGCCCACCUUGACCUGUCCGAUACGAAACUCGACGACGACCUCCUCCUCGUCCAGCUCGCUGCCCCUCGUCGGUCAUUACGAAAGGUAGAGUGGUACGAUAUAGGACUAGGUGGACGCUUGCAGUCCCUCAACCUCGCCAACACCGGUGUCCAAGCCUCGACGCUCGACGAGAUCCUCAGCGUGCAUCCCUUUCUCUCCCAGAUCGACCUCACCUCGUGCCGCGGCAUACCCGUCACGCGUCGGCGCACCUACUUUUCCAGUGGCGGCGGCCACGAAGAGAAGGUCGAGGUAGCCAAGCGAGGAGAAGGAGGAGGAGGAGGAGGGGCGAGGGCUCGGCGACGAUGA